AUGUCAAGCAAACACGUGAUCAUUGUUGGUGGAGGACUCGCAGGACCAGCGUUGGCCAUCGCCCUCGCGCGACAAUCCAUCCGAUCCACCAUCCUGGAACGUCAUGCCUCUGUUCAAGAUAUAGGUGGAGUGAUCAUGCUUGCUCCAAACGCAAUGUGCGUUAUGGACAAGACAUUGGGGCUGUCAGAUCAGUUGCGCAAGGUCGGGACCUCGUUCGACGCCAUCAACAUUUGGCUCGAGAGAGGUGGUGGUCUCUCUCACGUGGGAGGAUUCUCGACUCUAUUCCAUGAGCGAAGUAGUAUCAGUAUUGGACGACCGGUCUUACAUCAAACAUUGAUGGACGAGUGCGAGAAGCUCAAGGAUAAGAUCAAUAUCCGCUUCUCGUCUCGUCUCCGAUCAAUUAAUGAAGGGCCCGAAGGCGUUGAAGCGAUUCUCGAAGAUGGCCACAAGAUAUCUGGAGACAUACUUAUCGGUGCCGAUGGUAUUGGCUCCAAAGUGCGUCAAUAUGUCCUGGGUGAAACGAUCGACCCGACCUACAGUGGGAUCUUUAUGACCGGUAUGAUCCUACCCAAAUCAGAAAUCUCUUUGCCCCCUUCCAUGUCCUUACCAGUCUUCUCCUACACGCGACAUGGGACCUUCCUGAUAUUUGACAUGGGCGACGGCAACGUUCAAUGGGUGACAAGCUUCGAGGCGAAGGAGAGGGACAGGAAAACUGGUUGGGCAGAAUACGUUCAAUCCGGUCAAGCAGUCAAGGACGUCAAAUUAAAGUAUGGAGAUCUACGUAUGGAUCCUAUCAAGAGUAUGGUGGACAAGCUAUCGACUGAACACGUCAGGUUCUGGGCCCCUUAUCUCAUGCCACCACUCGAACGAUGGCAUACAGAUAGAGUCUGUAUGAUCGGAGAUGCCGCACAUGCUAUCCCUCCGUCCGCGGGUCAAGGCGCGGCUCAAGCCUUUGAGGAUAUCGGCUUGCUCUCGCGUUUGCUAGGCAAGGCGGUGGCAGAGAACAGUCAUCCAGACUUUGGACCCAUCUUUGAACGAUUCGAGAAACUUCGUCGACCGAGAAUAGACCAAGUUCGGACCAUGACGGUCAGGGCGGAAGCGACUCGAAGGGAAACAUCGAAUGGAUUGAUGUGGUGGUUGAAAGGGACAGGCACAAGAGCAGUCUUUUGGCUGCUCGGGAAGAAUGGGUAUCUGAGUAAUGAGGAUUUUCUGGGGUACGAUGUGAAUGCUUUGCCUUUGUAG
Molecule: messenger RNA, 1242 nt
Organism: Kockovaella imperatae
Lineage: Eukaryota; Fungi; Basidiomycota; Tremellomycetes; Tremellales; Cuniculitremaceae
Exons: 2
Coding region: 1-1242 (413 amino acids)
Molecular function (GO): FAD binding; monooxygenase activity
Source: RefSeq, a predicted model, not a curated record